AUGCCAGCAAAAGAGGUGCUUCAGGAGGCCAGUGCCCCACCACAGCUGAGCUCCCGCUGUAGAAGGGUGGGCUGGCAGCAUACCGUCCUGGGGCCGCACCCACGCCUGCCUCGACAGCCUGUCAUUGACUUUCAGGUGCAGGAGGCCAGCCCUGAGCUGUCCCCAGAGGAGAGAAGGGUCUUGGAAAGGAAAUUGAAGAAGGAACGGAAAAAGGAAGAGAAAAAGCGCCUGCGGGAGGCGGGCAUCGCUGCGGCUCAGACAGCCAAGAGCCAAACCCUGGCAGCCAAGCCCUCGGCGGCUGUUCUGGCCCUGGAGUACCUCCAAGGGUGGGCCCAGAAGCAGGAGAGCUGGAGAUUCCAGAAGACGAGGCAGACGUGGCUCUUGCUGAACAUGUAUGAUGAGGACAAG
Peromyscus eremicus (cactus mouse) is the source of this 408-nucleotide messenger RNA. RefSeq names its product chromosome unknown C7orf50 homolog (gene Chlsn). The transcript has 3 exons. Lineage: Eukaryota; Metazoa; Chordata; Mammalia; Rodentia; Cricetidae. The record is from RefSeq and is a predicted model, not a curated record. The annotation marks the transcript as partial.